AUGUCUUCACCACGCCCAUCCUCUCCCACCUCUCCCCCAGCUUCCGCAGGCGUGAGCAGCGGACGAAACUUAUCACCACCUGGCGGACCUAAGACUGCCAUAAGAAGAAAAGCGGCGGCGGACAGAGCCGAUAAAGUUGCGAAUGCGAGGCCGACGAGCACAAGGGCGGCAGGGGCUGGAGGAAGCUCCAGUACUAUGCUACGAUUAUACACCGAUGAGUCCCCUGGACUCAAGGUGGACCCGGUAGUAGUGCUUGUGCUUUCCCUGGGGUUCAUCUUCAGCGUUGUCGCCUUACAUAUCAUCGCCAAGGUCACUCGAAAAUUCUCAUCGUAG
This is a messenger RNA of Letharia columbiana, 333 nucleotides long. RefSeq lists its product as uncharacterized. The record is from RefSeq and is a predicted model, not a curated record. NCBI's taxonomy places the organism in Eukaryota, Fungi, Ascomycota, Lecanoromycetes, Lecanorales, Parmeliaceae. The coding region runs from base 1 to 333 and encodes 110 amino acids. The transcript has 4 exons. Gene Ontology annotation, cellular component: Sec61 translocon complex. Gene Ontology annotation, biological process: intracellular protein transport.